Pollicipes pollicipes is the source of this 1281-nucleotide messenger RNA. RefSeq lists its product as uncharacterized. The transcript is spliced from 3 exons. The record is from RefSeq and is a predicted model, not a curated record. NCBI's taxonomy places the organism in Eukaryota, Metazoa, Arthropoda, Thecostraca, Pollicipedomorpha, Pollicipedidae. The coding region runs from base 70 to 1281 and encodes 403 amino acids.
AGAACAGGAUGUGUUGCUGAUAUCUAGGCAUAACUAAGCAUGGCUAAACCUAGUGGGCUGUCAUGAACUAUGCAAGGCUGCUUUUGCAGGGUACCUCCAGUGGCACUGGGCCGUGGUGAGCGUGUCAAGCACCGCCGGCUGCUGGACAGGUGCGAGGUGAAAGAGGAGGAGCCAGAGGCAGUUAAGGCCAUGCACCAGCCAAGAACAGAGACAGCGCCGCUGGCUCCGGGGCAGCGGGCGGCACUGGUGGAGCAGGCCAUCGCCGACCUGGAGGCACGCGAGGAGCGUAUGCAGCGCGAGCAAGAGGCGUGUCACAAGUUCGGCCUGACCAGCACACCGCAGUGGCAGGGCCAGAAGCGCGGCUACGGCGCGGCGGGUGCCAACGGGCCGGAGCGGGGGGCGUCGCCGCAGAUCAAGCGGCCGCGCGCCGAGCGCGAGGACAUUCUGCGCAUGGAGCCGCCGCCGCCCAGCUCUGGCGAUGAGAUCUCAGACGACGACGAGGCGCUGGCCGAUGCCGACUGCCUGGACCUGCAACUGCGCGUGAUGACGCGCAUGCAGCGCAAGAUCGCGGCGCUCGAGCGGCGCCUGGAGGGUCGCCGCCAGCGUCUGCGCGAGGCCACGGACCGUUACGAGGCCACCAUCGCCGAGCUGGACAAGAGGCGCGGCAUGGACGAGCCAGGCCGGCGCCGGCCAGCCGAGACGCUGCGGGUGCGCGGCGCACGGCCCGAUCCCGACCCCAUCCUGGUGCUGCACCGCGAGCGCGACGAGGUGCUGGAGGAGCUGCCGCCUGGCGAUGACAUGCUGACGCUGCCCACCGACCUGCCGAUGGCGCUGCGCGUCAUCUCCCGACUGCGGCUCGAGGUCAUGGCCCUGCGCAGCCGCGUACUGCAGCGCGCUUUCCGGAACGUCACGCACCGUGUUGAGAUGAUGCAGGUAAACGAGGGGCACGCGCGCGCCGAGAUCCGCUGGAUGGACUCGUUGGAUGCGGUGUUCACGCCGGCGCAGAAGGCGCGCGUGCGGCCCGACUGCCGCAUGGUGCCCUGGGCGCGGGAGGACUACCUGAAGGCCAUUGCGCUACGCUGGGUCUGCCGGCGGAGCACGUUCGACUACGUGCGCAACACGAUGAGGAUCCCGUUGCCAUCCAUGUACUCAGUGCGCGCCGUGGCCGCGUUCGGUCGCUUCCCGGAGGUGACGCAGCGUUACAAGGAGCUGACCGAGCACAAAAGGCUGCGCUUCACGCGCGCCCCGAGCGCCGACGCCGACUCCGACGCGACCUCAUGA